GCGCCGGACCCUCCACUCAGCGCUCCGGGAACCGGAACUCCCCCGCUAUGCCGGGCGCCUGACGGCGGCCGCGGUCCUCUCGCACGACAGGACUAAGCUGGUGGCGGCGCCUUUAAGUGGAGCCCCGCCCCCGGCGGCGGCGCGCGCGGGGAUUGGCUGCCGGAGCCGGGCGGAAGCGGCGCUGCGGCCACGUGGGCGCGUGGCGGGAUGGCGCGAGCUCUGCGCGUGCUGCGCUGCGCGGCGGGACCGGGACCGGGAUCGGGAUCGGGACCGGCACCGGGAUCGGGACCGGCACCGGGAUCUGGCUCCGAGCAGGGGCCUCGGGUCCGGUUCGGGCCCAGCCCCACAGGUUUUCUUCAUUUAGGUGGCCUUAGGACCGCUUUGUACAAUUACAUCUUUGCCAAAAAACACAAAGGGACGUUUAUUUUAAGAGUGGAGGAUACAGAUCAGAAUCGCGUGGUGCCUGGAGCUGCAGAAGGAAUAGAAGAUAUGUUGGACUGGGCAGGUAUUCCCCCGGACGAGAGCCCCGGGCGCGGCGGCCCCGCCGGGCCCUACGUGCAGUCGCUGAGGCUGGAGCUGUACGGGCGGGCUGGUGCAGCGCUGCUGGCCAGCGGGGCUGCCUACCGCUGCUUCUGCAGCCCGCAGCGCCUGGAGCUGCUGCGCAGGGACGCCGUGCGCAGCCAGCAGACCCCGCGAUACGACAAUCGGUGCCGGCACCUGACGCCCACGGAAGUGGCCCAGAAGCUGUCACAGGGCCUUGACUUCGUCAUCCGCUUCCGCCUGGAGAAGGGGGUGGAACCCUUCCAGGACCUGGUCUAUGGCUGGAGCAAGCACGAGGUGGCAGAGGUGGAAGGUGACCCCGUGAUUCUCAAGGGGGACGGCUUCCCCACGUACCACCUGGCAAAUGUGGUGGAUGACCACUACAUGGGCAUCACCCACGUCCUGCGCGGCACCGAGUGGCUGGCUUCAACCUCCAAGCACCUGCUGCUCUACAAAGCCUUUGGCUGGGAGCCCCCUCAGUUUGGCCACCUCCCACUGCUGCUGAACAAGGACGGUGGCAAGCUGUCCAAGAGGCAGGGGGACAUCUUCCUGGAGCACUUUGCUCGGGAUGGCUUCCUGCCAGAGGCACUGCUGGACAUUGUCACCAACUGCGGCUCGGGGUUCACAGAGAAGCAGAUGGGGAGGACUUUGGAGGAGCUGAUCUCCCAGUUCGAAGUAGGCAGAAUUACAACCCAUUCUGCUUUCCUGGACCUUGAAGCGCUCCCAGAAUUCAACAGGGUUCACCUCACCCGUCACAUUGAGAACCAAGGGCUGCGCCAGAAGCUCGUUAGGGAGCUGCAGGGGCUGGUGGAGCUCGUCUAUGGGGAUCAGCAAGUGGAUCCAGAUGUUCUGGAAAAUGAAUAUGUGGAGCGAGUCCUCCUGCUGAGAAAAGGUCACAUAAGCUUCCUGAAGAACCUGGUGUCGAGUGAUUACUCUUACCUGUGGGUCAGGCCCUCAGUGUCCCGGCAGCAGCUACAGACAAUUUCUGCAGAAGUAGAUGAAAUAGGAAAACUAGUCCUAGGGCUCAUGACAAGGCAGGGAGCUGCCUUGACUGUGGAGGAGCUGAACAAAGACCUGAGAAGUCUCCAGAAGCAAACCAGAGAGACCAAGUACAGCAGCAUGAUGCAGCUCCUGCGCCUGGUGCUCAGCGGGCGCCAGCACGGCCCGAGUGUUGCUGAGAUGAUGGUGACUCUGGGAGCUGAGGAGGUGUGUGGCCGGAUACACAGAGCACUGUCCAGCUGACAGGGACGUCGGUGACGCUGCCAGGCCACGCGCUUGGACGGUGCAGGUGGCACCUGUGUGAUCAUCUCUGAGCAGCUGGGCUUUAGGCAUCUGUGCUGGUCCCACGUCUGUACCAACCUGCACCAAGCACAGCCCACUGCACCUGGGAGAGGAACCAAGUCCAGAUUGAACUCUGCCCUGCUGUUGCCUCGUGCAAGGAGCCUGGUUUGCUGGGUGGGAGAAAAAGACGUGUAUCAGCACUUCAAUUGAGACCAUGUGGACAGGAAGCCACUGAACUUCUGACAGCAGCAGAUCAGAUCCUUUUUGGAGAGGGCCUCACAGUCAGGGUACCUACAGCUACACAGUACAGUUCCCCAGUAAAUACAGUGGGGGUAUUUAUAGAUAUAUAUGUAUAUAUAUAAACAGAUAUAUGCUAUAGCUGUUACCCUCUUGGCUGCCGUGGUGCCCUCCCAGGCUGAGUGAGCUGCUCAGAGGGGGUUUCCUCCCUGUGUACAGUGUCACACAUGUGGUUCUGCCAAAAAUACCCCUGAUCAGGAGAUUGGGAUGUUUUUUCCUCUUUUGUCUGAUGCCCUUUUAAUUAUUAAAUUACUGUGGUGACUUAG
Molecule: messenger RNA, 2384 nt
Organism: Parus major (Great Tit)
Lineage: Eukaryota; Metazoa; Chordata; Aves; Passeriformes; Paridae
Gene: EARS2
Product: glutamyl-tRNA synthetase 2, mitochondrial
Exons: 9
Coding region: 208-1782 (524 amino acids)
Biological process (GO): glutamyl-tRNA aminoacylation
Molecular function (GO): tRNA binding; glutamate-tRNA ligase activity; zinc ion binding
Source: RefSeq, a predicted model, not a curated record